UGGCUCAACAAGCACUUGUUGCUGCGCGGGGCUUCUUCCUCGUGACUCGACCAGCGUUUUUGAGUUUGCUGUCAGUGCCAGACGAGGCACCAGGCACGGCCUCGACAAUGGAGGCGGCGGCGGCGAAACAGCAGCAGGCCGGCCACGACCCCGCGGUUUGGUGCUGCGAGCGCACGAGCCGCCGCCGAGUGACGUGGCCGCAAGCCGCAGGCGACGGACGUCUCGCCGAGCCCGACGCGGCGGCCGAGGCGCGGCCUGAGGCGCGGCGACGGACAGCCACGGCCACGGCCACGGUAACGGCCACGAAGGCGACGGCGAAGGCCACGAAGUGCCCAUCAAGGUCCGCGUCCAAAGACACGAUCACCACCGAGCAGGAGCUGACUGCGUCUCGCUCGACGACCGCAGCCGACGAUCGCAGCAGCUGCGAGGACAGCCCCAAGCAAAGCACGGACGCGGACAUUGCCUGGGGGAGCACGGACAGCGAGGGCAGUGAUUACGACUCCAGCAGCGGAGCCAGCUGCACAGUCAAGAAGGCGAACUGGGCGGACCAGACGGACCAGGAGUUCGGGCCUGUCAUCGAGCAAGUGAUCGGAGACACUAGUGUUCUCCAGCAGAGGGCGGACAAGUCGGAGCUGCAGGCCUUGACGACGACUAUCUGCCAGGCGCCUCCGGUGGCGCCCCCCCCCAUGCACGCCAGGAAGUACGUCCCCCCCGGCUCUCGCUGUAGGGCCGCAUGGGCGCCCCAGCAGUCCCAGCUGUCCACGGCCAGUCCGCAGUCGCUGACCCCUAGCAGGCGGGGGUCCAGCAGUGCCGUCGCUGGAAGCGAUGGUGGAGUCUCUCCUACGGGCGACGGUACCAACCGCAGUGCACAUGGGCGCCCGAAGAAGAUGAAGGCUGCCGGCAUCACCCCCAAGCUUGGCAAGGUGACUACGCUGAUGGUGCGCAACUUGCCUGCCAAGCUGAAGCAGCAGGACUUCGUGUGGGAGCUCAACGCCAGCGGCUUCGAGGGCACCUUCGAUAUUUGCUACAUCCCCAGGGACUUCUCUUCCGGGCGUUGCAAGGGGUACGCAUUCGUGAAUUUCAAGCUGGUCGCCGAUGCCUGCCGGUUCCACGCCACCUGGCACCACACGGAACGAUUUGGUUGCCGCGAACACCGCUUGGACGUGUCCCCAGCUCAGAUCCAGGGCUACGAAGCCAACGCCGCGAAGGCCAACUCCUCCCACGUGGCCAAGGUUCGGAACCCAAGCUUCCGCGCGCUCAUCAUCAACAAGGACCAGGCUGCCGAACCGCAGUCGCCCCUCGGCUCGCCGAGCAGCUUGAGCCCGGCAGGCUUCAGCACACAACUGGGGCGCGCCGCGGCGCCACUGGUGAGCUCGCAGGGGCCUCCCUGCCCCGAGGCGGGUGAACGCGCCGCGGGUUCUGUGCGGCCGGCGCCGCAGGAGCUCCUCGGCUUUCCGGCGCCGACCCCCUUGCAGCACCGUCUGCCGCCGCGCCCGCUGGCAACCAGCCCAGCCGUCCUGCCCCGCGCGGUGCCUGACGGUGUCAUGGUCGUUGUGCUGAUGGGCAGCCCCCAGCACAGCAUGCUCCAGGAGUGCCCGGCGAUUCAGGUCAACUCGACGCCGAACUACGGCAGUGUCGUUGCUCACUGAAGCUUCUGCUCGCGGGGGACACCCCGGAAUAGCGCGCCCCACUAUGUAUCCUUGGCCACGGCUCGUUGCAUGCGCUCAUCUACGGCGAGUAGGCUUGUGCCGCGAUCUCAGUCUGCUUGUCGCAGUUCCCCCUACACCUCACCUCCCCUCAGAG
Messenger RNA from Prorocentrum cordatum, 1803 nucleotides. Lineage: Eukaryota; Dinophyceae; Prorocentrales; Prorocentraceae. The record is from the annotation of a GenBank genome assembly.